Medioppia subpectinata is the source of this 1812-nucleotide messenger RNA. NCBI's taxonomy places the organism in Eukaryota, Metazoa, Arthropoda, Arachnida, Sarcoptiformes, Oppiidae. The record is from the annotation of a GenBank genome assembly.
AUGAAUACAGAAAUACCUGAAGUGUAUGUAAAUUGGGACGAUUUCUACCGCAUAUUGAAGCCAAUACAAGAGCGCAUUCCGGCGCUAAGCGGCGCCAAACUCCACAAACUGGUGGCCAGACUCGAGAACUUUACGCCCGACGGCCGCUCACUGAUUGGCGAAGUGCCCGAAAUUGGCAAUUACUUGUUGGCCGCGGCGGUGGCGCCACAAUUGGCCGCCGGCGCCGGUCGUCUCAUCACCGAUAUUAUUACCAAAAGCGACAACACGUUUGGUCACGAUUUUUGGUCAUUAGAUCCGCGGCGGUUCAUACCAUCGCAAAGUAAUCGCAUAUUUCUGUUCGAUCGGCUCCGGGAGGUGCCGGCGAAGGCCCGCUAUAACGUCAACUAUCCGGCGCCGCAUAACGACUACCAGACCGGUCACGGGUUGCGCACGAGUCCACUGUAUCCGCGGUUCAAACAGGCGGGCGCUCUCUUUCAGCAGAUCAUGGGCUACGAGAGGCCCGCCGUCUAUAUGGGAGCCGUAGAGCUGGACGACUAUCAGUCCGGGCUGUCGGACAGCGAGAGCCAAUCAAACGAGCCGUUACGGCACCGAUACCUGGAGACUCAGUCGUUCGGUCGCCCGCAUUGGUUGGAUGCCGUGCAUCAGGAAUACCAGGCGUGUCGGGAAAGGGUUGCACUUCUCGAUUACUGUAGUUUCAGUAAACUUGAGCUCCGAUCGCAGGGCGACGAAGUGGUGGAACUGUUGCAGUACUUGUGCUCUAAUGAUGUGGACAUCAAUGUGGGAUCUAUUGUCCACACGGGUAUGCAGAAUGAAAGGGGCGGCUAUGAGAACGACGUGUCGCUCUUACGGAUGGCUGACAACCACUAUAUGCUGAUCGGACCGACCGAACAACAGUCUCGUUGCAUAUCGUGGAUCAAAUCGCAUGACUUAGACUCCGUGGUUGACAUCCGCGACAUAUCGGGCCAAUACACGACCCUUUGUCUGAUGGGUCCGCUCUCUAAACUAGUGCUGAGCGAAGUGUUGGCCGAUCCCUCAGAACUGAACACAUUUCCAUUCUUCACGUAUAAAGAGUUGGCCAUCGGUUUGGCGCCAGAGGUUCGGGUCUGCAAUCUGACCCAUACGGGAGAGUUGGGUUGGGUUCUGUACUUACCCAACGAUAACGCCGGACACGUGUACGAUAUGCUGGUACGGGUGGGCCAGCGGUACGACAUGCGACACGCGGGCAGUAUAGCGAUGCGAACGCUGCGGAUCGAGAAGUUCUUCGCCUUCUGGGGUCAGGAUUUGGACACAACGACCACACCGUUAGAGUGCGGCCGCGCUUUUCGAGUCAAGUUUGACAAAGACUUUUUGGGCAAACGGGCGCUACUGAGACAGCGGGAGGAGGGGGUGCGGCGCCGUUACGUACAGCUACUGCUGGACGACUUUGACGACAAGUGUCAGGUGUGGCCGUGGGGUGGAGAACCCAUAUUCAUAUGCGACCCGCAGUACGACAGCCGUACGCCAGUGGGUCUGACCACAACCACCGGCUAUGGGUUUACUUUGGGCCGACACGUGUGCCUCGGAUUCAUACGCCAUCCGCACAAUGAGAUCGUUUCAAAUGAUUUCAUAUUGAAGUCCAAGUUUGAGGUCGAAGUCGGGGGCAAACGAUUCAAAGCCCGAACUANGAUCGUUUCAAAUGAUUUCAUAUUGAAGUCCAAGUUUGAGGUCGAAGUCGGGGGCAAACGAUUCAAAGCCCGAACUAAUAUCCAUUCGCCGAAACUGACAGACGUUUCGGGCACUUAUUUGGCCACUCGUUCCGGACCUGACCUCUGA